Nothobranchius furzeri (turquoise killifish) is the source of this 4423-nucleotide messenger RNA. RefSeq lists its product as uncharacterized. The record is from RefSeq and is a predicted model, not a curated record. Lineage: Eukaryota; Metazoa; Chordata; Actinopteri; Cyprinodontiformes; Nothobranchiidae.
AUGAAGAACCUCCUUUCCAUCAGUAUGGAUGGGCCAAAUGUGAACUUGAAAUUUUUAAAUGAUUUCCAACAGGAGCAUGCUGAACUACAUGGAGGCCGCCAAUUAAUUAAUGUUGGAAGCUGUGGACUGCACACUCUGCACAAUUCAUUCAAGACUGGCUUCUCCACAUGGAAUAUUGAGAAACUGUUAAGAGCAAUGCACUUUCUUUUUCACAAUGUCCCUGCAAGAAGAGAAGAUUUUACAAAACUUACAGCCUCAUCUCUUUUCCCACUCCCAUUCUGUGGACACAGAUGGGUGGAAAAUCUUCCUGUUGCAGAGAGAGCUAUUGAAGUAUGGCCAAAGCUUAAAGAUUAUGUGAAGGCAGUCCAUAGAAAAGAACUCCCAAACCCUGGAACCUCUUCUUUUGACACUAUUCAAGCAGCAAAUGAAGAUCCCCUGAUUUCAGCCAAACUUCAGUUUUUCAUGGCAAUCUCCAGAAUGUUUAGUCCAUUUUUAAAGAAAUACCAAACAGAUGAGCCAGUCCUGCCAUUCCUGUGCAGCGACUUGACAGAGUUGUUGAUGAGUCUACUGAGACGUUUCAUCCAAAGGGAGCUGCUACAAGACAUCACCCCCCUUCAGUUGGCCAAACUGGACACCAAUGACCAGAGAAACUGGGUCAUGGCGAGCCAUGUUGACAUAAGCUUGGGUGCUGAGUCUGCCAUUAAGGUGAUACUGUUGUGCAACAGUUUAACAGCUUUCUCUCUGCAUGGCAAAAGUGAGGAGCUCCUCUCUUUCAAACCCAUGGAGCAAAGACUUGAUGUUUUUCUUCGUGACGCUCUCAACCAGACUUAUCCUGAGCUCUGGAGUUUCCUUCAGCACCUGUUGCUCCUAUCUCAUGGGCAAGCUACAGUAGAGAGAGGCUUCUCUGUGAACAGGGAAGUAGAGGCUUGCAACAUAAAAGAAGAAACUAUUGAGGCCCAAAGACUUGUCUGUGACCAAGUUAGAGCUUGUGGGGGGUUUCUCAAAGUUCCCCUUACAAAAGAGCUACUAGCAUCUGUAGCAUCAGCCAGGACUAGAUAUAGGAUCUACCUUGAGGAAGAGAGACAAAAGAGAGAGGGUGCCAUGCGUGGACUUAAGAGAAAAGCAUUGGAAGAUGAGCUAGAACAGCUGAAAAAGAAAAAGGAGAUAUUAAGGGUGAUGUGUGUCAGCCUUCAGAAAGAUGCUGAUCAACUAGCUGAACAGGCAGAAAACAAACCGAGCACGCUCAUGGCUCAAAUGAUAACAAAAUCUAAUACUCUAAGGAAGAUAUACAGGGACAAAUGCAGUGAACUGACAAAUGUUGAAUCCGAGCUGGCAUCAAAAACUAGUGAGCUAAGGCACAUGCAUUAAUCCUGUUGUGUGUGAAAAAAAUGCUGUAGCAUGUUCAAUAACAUGUAACAUUCCAUGCAACUAUGUAUUUACUAUGUUCCAGGCAUACAUUUUUUUGUUUUAUCUCAGGGUACAUUAUAAUACAUUGAGUUCUCAGAGGAUUUUUUUUAUAUACAUAUAUAUCCGUGGAUUCUCACGUGUUUGUUUAUGGCAUUAAAAAGGUUUAAAAUGGCAUUAAAAAGCAUUAAAUGUGUUUUGCUGAUUUCUGCAGAAACCCUGAUUAAUACAAGUACUUCUUUGGUUGAACAAAAGUAUGUGCUUUUAACAUUUUCAGAUCUGAACAUAUGUUUCCUUGGAGCUCUAAAUCUCCAGAUUCUUGUGCAGGAACACAAGCUGGUCUACAUGCUCAGCUUUCAGGAGGCUUCUCUGUGCAGUCACUAUGUCACCAGCAGAGGAGAAAACUCUCUCUGCAGAGACACUUGUGCCAGAAAUGCAUAGCAAACUCUUUGCUAUUUUGGAGAGCUGAGGAUAGUCUUGUUCAUGGUUCUUCCACCAACUGAGAGGAUUUUCUGUGAGAGGCAAAGGGGCCUCACCUCUAUAUUUCUUGAUCUCACCUGCUGCAAGAUCAUUUUCUGAUUUUGGUUCAGUAUUAUCACUACUAGUAGAGGGAAAUGUAGCUCCAAGCAAGUCCACCAAAACACAUGAGGUCCUUGGUCUCUUCAGGGGUGGCUGACUGAUGGAAGCACAACUGUCGUUGAUGUGAGCAUCUUCUGCAACAUUCUCCUCCUCCACCUGAAAAACAUAAUAUCAAGCAAAUAUUAGGGUUAAACCUCAUACUAAUCUGCAUUGUAUAUGUAAAUAUUUUUUCUAAGUAAAUUCAAUGUUAUUUACUUACAUUUUUUUUAUCAUGCCAACCACUGCCUCCAACAGUCUGGAAUGGAUGUCCCUGGUCUCUGCUUCGGACAGGAAGGGCAGGCCCUUAAACCGAGGAUCAACAGCUGAGGCCAUGUGUAAUGUCUGCUUUUCACUGGCAUAUCUUUUCCCCAGAUCUUCUGCAAUGGCAGCCUUUAUGUCACUAACUGUUGGUGUAUCAUCUUGGCUUUCUUGUGCACCCAUCAUGAGCUUGGCAUGAAGAGGAGCAAUGACAGACAGUGUUGGCAUGCUCUCUUCUGACAUCACCAAGGUGGCAUCCUUCAUCGGUUUGAGUGCCCUGACAACUUCUUCUGCACACAUGAUGUCAGACUCAUUUAAUGUGAAGACUUCUUUUGCACUCUUCCUGACGUCUGGAGAAAGCAAAGCUGCACAGAUGGCUGGUUGCUGUUCUAAAAAGCGUUCUAUCAUGUCAUAAGAGCUGUUCCAUCUGGUUAUUAUGUCCGUGAUCAGUCUGUGAGCUGGUAACUGAAGGAGGCGCUGUUUCUGCUUCAACUGAUCGCUGGCUGUGGUGCUGCGUCUGAAAAAGCCUGUUACACGUCUGACUCUACCCAGAAGUCGAAUCACAGAUUGUGUUUUUAGUGCUUUCUGGGAGGCAAGAUUCAGACUGUGCGCAAAACACUGUAUGUGCGUCAUGCCUGCGAGUCUGGCCGCGACAGCCAUGUUUGGUGCGUUAUCUGUUACAAUAACGACUUUCUUUGUGUUCAACCCCCAUUCAGUCACAGUCUCCUUCAGUAAUGCUGCAAUGUGUUCACCUGUGUGAGUUUCAUGCAUGGUUUGUAAUACAUGAGACUGAAGGAUCCACUCAUCAUUUAUGUGAUGUGCUGUAACAGUAACAUACGAUUCAGUAGCUCUAGACGUCCAAGCAUCGCACGUUAAAGCGACCGUCUCUGCUGAGCCGAGAGAGUCCAGAACUGUUGCUUUGACUUCGUUGUACAAGUUUGGAAGAGCGAUGUCCGUGAUGUGUUGUCAUGAAGGAACGGCGUAACGCGGCUCCAAUGUUUUAAUCAUAUCACGAAAUCCUUUAUUCUCCACAACACUCAGGGGACGCAUGUCUUUACAAAUAAAAACAAGUACUGAUUUCGUUAUCUUGACUGCACGAGUUGAAGUCGCUGGUAGCUUCGAAGUGUUAACUUCCUCUAUAGUCCGUUGAGUAGGAUCACCGAGCUUCGUUUUAAGUGUAGCAUUUGAUGCUACAUUGUGUACCGUUAUGAAGUUAUGAUUUUCAGCUCCUAAACGCUGCCCCUGUACACAUUUACACCCGUGUAGAAAACGCCAAGGUCGUCUGAUCCUCAGACUGUUUACAUUCCAGAAGAAGGAAGAAGAACGCUUUUACUUAAUCAAAGUACUUUAUUUGUGAUUAAAAAUUAAGCAAAACAUAUGUUGAUCAAUAAUAAUCAAGUGAAUGAUCUGUGAAAUAAAUAUGUCAUGAUUUAUGUGUUUAAUGAGUAAACAGGACGACAUGCACAGACAGACAGACACUCAUCCUCAUGGCAACGCAUGACACAUUUCUCCAACCAAUCAGAGCCUUCGGCUGCCGCAAGAGAAUCUGGCUUGUUGACUUAAAGUGUCCAAUCCGCUUUACUAAAACUUAUCAACAAUUCAGAGAUAUAAAACAAGGCAACGCCAUUUUAAGCUCAGUUCCAUUUUGACUUCAGUUCUAUUCACCAUCAUCCCAAAGAGAAGCACAGCCUGGCCAGAUGUGUUUUCUUCUUUAAACUAAGAACUGUGAAGUUGGAGAUUUUCGUCAUUUAACAACCAGACGACAUCCUUUCAAAAUAAGAGCACCUGCUGACGCUGCCGAUUGUUACCUGGGUCGACCCUUCAGACGGGCUUUGAAACGUUGUGACCGCUGUUUCGACCAGCUCCAACGCACAUCCGAGGUCUUCAGACCUGGCAUUUCCUGAUCUACCUGGGAGGCCCCCACUGGGUACGUACACGGCAAAAUAGCAGCUCAUGUCAUCACUUUAUAAGCCUCGUGAUAUCUAGUCAUAACAAUCAAAGACUACCAGAUUCAAUGACGUCAGCCUAAGGAGUCUGAACCAACCACACACACACACACACACACACACACACACACACACACACACACACACACACACACACACACACACACACACACACACACAUCGAACAUCACAUUCAU